Molecule: messenger RNA, 933 nt
Organism: Helobdella robusta
Lineage: Eukaryota; Metazoa; Annelida; Clitellata; Rhynchobdellida; Glossiphoniidae
Exons: 7
Coding region: 1-933 (310 amino acids)
Molecular function (GO): cation binding
Source: RefSeq, a predicted model, not a curated record
AUGUCGGAUGAGUUGAUUGAACUGAUAAGAAGCACUCUGAUCAACUUCAGUGGCAGGUCUGAGAGGACGAACAGCAGUGACACACCUCUGAGGAGCACUUUGAUGUCAAACAACAACCACUUGUUCGAACAUGCCUGCGUCUACUUGGACAAGGAAGAGAUUGAGUGGCAGUGCAUCGACUGGGUCUUCCACUUCCUCCUCAACAAGCAAAUGGGGAACUAUCCGGAGCAUGUGGCCAUCGUGCUGACCAGGCUGGUCAGGCAGAAGGUCAUGGAGGACAUGAGCAACAUUAGCAGCGGCAUCAUCCUGAAGACUCCUGAUGGCAAGGAAAAAUAUUCGACUGAAUUGUUUGAGGACCUCGUUGUUAGCACGAUGAAGGACGUGGGCAGGAAGUAUUUCGAGGAGCUCCUCGCCAGGAAUGCUGCUGGGAAGGUUGACGAGGAUGAGGAGGAGGAUUGUGGAUAUGUUGAUGGGGAUGUUUCCGUUCAUGCAAUAAAGAACACUAGGCGCAAGAUGGAGGACAAACAUGUUGUCAUGCCAUUCUUCAGUCAACUCUUCAAUGUCAAGUGCCACAGAUUUAGGAAUUUUAGAUCUGCGAUUUGGAUCCAGCUGUUGCGUGGUUUCAAAUUAUUGCGUGGUUUCAAAAUGAAAUGGGUAUAUCUACCAGCCGAGACCUCAUCCCGCAGACUGGUGACACACUCAGUAUCAUAUAACGCCCAGAUAAUCCACGGCAACUACAGAUUCUACGCCGUGUUUGAUGGACAUGGAGGGGUCGAGGCGGCCAACUACUGCUCAACCCAUCUUGUCGGCCAUCUUGCCAGAUGCAUCAAAGACAUCGAAGAAGGCAAGGUAAUCGUGAAUUGUUCGUUUUUCAUUUUUAUUUUUGUAUGUUUGAAACUCGUUGUGUCACAUCCUGUUGAUUUGUUCGUCUGA